UCCCGGGCCGUUGGAACCUCGGGCGAUCCAGGCUUAUCGCAUAGUCGACUGGAUAGAGGGGCACUCCUCCCACUUGCACCAAAACAUUGUCGUUUCAACAACGCCUGAACGAUAAACCAAACGAGUCAUAACACGUCAACGCUGUUGUGUUGUCAGGCAGCAGCAAAGACCUACGCCCGAGCUCUGUCGGCACCCAAUCGUCAGCGCUGGAAGCCGGAUCAAUCACGUCUAUUCACCCUGUCCCUGUCACAUAACGGGUAACGGUACUCGCCCAAAGUGGUCAGCGCGAGCCAACGACAACCAUCUUUUAAACAAAUUGCGACCUUUUGACCCUUUUUCGUGUUAUCCAUCACACAACAAAGCCUCGACACGACACGGCGACUUUCGCGAGCAGCUGCCCCUCUAAAGAACGUCACUUGCGAUCCGCAACACCACAACCCUCUACAAUCGCCAACAUGAACCCCCACCAGCAGAACAAGGUCGAUGUCAGCAAAAUGUCAGAGCAGGAGGCCAAACUCUUCCGUCUCUAUGGCAAGCUUCCCAACAAGAAGGACCUGCUCCAGAACAAGCUGAAGGAGCGCAAGUACUUCGACAGCGGCGACUACGCCCUCUCCAAGGCUGGCAAAGCUGGUGACGUCGGUGUCACCCAAGUUGGUCGCGAGCACCCCAACCCCGAGAAGAUCCCACACAUCGCCCCGCCCACCCCAACCGGUCAGAAUGGCAACGGCAACGGCAACGGCCAUGGAAAUGGCAGCAUCAGCGGCCAGGGCGAGCUAGCAGGUAGCCCCGUCAAGGAACACACCUUCUUGCACCGCGAGACCAGCCUGAACCGUGAAACAUCGGCCUCCGAUUUCGAGAACAACGAGAACAGCGAGGCUCAGGGAGGCGCAGUCAAGGCAUAGCUGGCACGCCCAUGCCACUAGACCUUUGCGCUUCCCUUAUCUUGCACUCGUUUGGCGCAACCUUGGAUGACGGUGCCCAAAAUGUAUCUAUACGCACCUUCGAACGGCCUGAACCUAUCAUCGUUUACGGAGUCGGAUG
Messenger RNA from Alternaria alternata, 1041 nucleotides. RefSeq names its product Endosulfine-domain-containing protein. The transcript is spliced from 3 exons. The record is from RefSeq and is a predicted model, not a curated record. Bases 456 to 902 code for a protein of 148 amino acids. Lineage: Eukaryota; Fungi; Ascomycota; Dothideomycetes; Pleosporales; Pleosporaceae. Gene Ontology annotation, cellular component: cytoplasm. Gene Ontology annotation, molecular function: protein phosphatase inhibitor activity.